Messenger RNA from Rubroshorea leprosula, 644 nucleotides. NCBI's taxonomy places the organism in Eukaryota, Viridiplantae, Streptophyta, Magnoliopsida, Malvales, Dipterocarpaceae. The record is from the annotation of a GenBank genome assembly.
CAAAGAGAACAAAGCAAAUAUAAUCAAUCAAGUUACGCGGGUUCGAGAUUUCUAGUGAAAGAAAAAUUAUGGCGAAGGGUAGUCAAUGUGGCAGCAAAUCUGGGGAUAAUCGUGGUGGCAGCAGGGGUGGGGGUAGUCAAAGUGGCAGCAGGGGUGGGGUUAACCAAGGUGGCAGCAGGGGUAACCAGGGUGGAGCACCUAACAAAUCCAGUGCACCUAAAAGUGGCAACCAGAGUGGAGCAGCUAACAAAUCCAGUGCACCUAAAAGUAGCAACCAGGGUGGAGAAGCUAACAACUCCAGUGCACCUAAAAGUGGCAGUGAGUCCAGUGACAAAUUUACCUUUUGUGGUGAAAUUAAGCAGGGACCCAACGAAGCUAAGCUUUGCUACACACCCAGCGGCGACGAGAAAUGGACUUGGAGCGUGAAGAAGGAGUAAUUCUAAGAGUGGCAUGCAUGCCUAGGACUAAUCAUAGCAGCAGACGCUGGAUGGUAUUAAACCAUUCCUCAUGCUACUUACAUAUAUCAAUAAAUUCUGCUGCUAUGCGCCUACCAUAUAUUGUAUCUUACCUUUGAAAUCAAGGACUGUUGUAAUGAAAUGAACUAUGUACUAUAUGUACCGAAAAAAUGAAAUGAACUACUAAAU